AUGGUGUAUGUGUCAUGUGCAUUGGGAUGCCCGUAUGAAGGAAACAUCAUACCAGCUAAAGUGGCAGAAGUAUCUAAGCGGCUGUACAGUAUGGGCUGUUAUGAAAUCUCUCUGGGGGACACAAUUGGUGUGGGGACUCCUGGAAGUAUGAAAAGAAUGUUGGAAGCUGUUAUGAAAGAAAUUCCUCUGAGUGCUCUUGCUGUUCACUGUCAUGACACGUAUGGCCAGGCGUUAGCCAAUAUCCUCACAGCCAUACAGAUGGGAGUUGCUGUAGUGGAUUCAUCGGUUGCAGGACUGGGUGGUUGUCCCUAUGCAAAAGGUGCUACUGGAAAUGUAGCCACAGAGGACGUGAUAUACAUGCUUAAUGGUCUGGGGGUCAAUACAGGAGUAAAUCUUUAUACAGUGAUGGAAGCUGGAAACUUCAUCUGUACAGCUUUGAACAAGAAAACAAACUCAAAGGUUGCACAAGCUUCCUUCAAUACUGGACCUAUCAAUUAAAUGGAUUUUUUUUGCAGCUUAAUUACAUUUGUCAUCUACCUUGACCAAGGGCAUUUGUAUCAAGAAAACAAAUAUAAGAGAACCAUUUCAGCAAAGAACCAAAAUAGAACCCAUAUGUAACUUUUUAUUAUGGGAAGAGUUACUGUACUGUAUUGUCUUGUCAAGAAUUGUCUGAUUUGUAAGCAAGAAAUAAAUGACUGUAGUACAGAACCCUGUGCUUGGUACUUCUACAGGUGAGAAAAAUGUGUAAACACCAGGACAUUUUACCAUGUUUUAAAUUGAAUUUUAGUUCUUUUCAGGAAAACUGAAUAGAAGCAAUGAAUACAUAGUUAAUUUUUAAUCAAGAUGAUUUUUUGAACAGUACAAAUAUUUGCAGUAAUUUAUGAGAUCCCACACUGUGUGUGGCCAUUCUAUUAUGUGUUUUAUUUAUCUGAAUCUUUACUUUUCAUUUGUCAAGUCAGUUGUGUUAUGAACAUGGAGCCAAAUCUGAAUUCACCAUAAGAAUUCUUUAGCUAUAGCACUUUUUUAUUUUUGUUUUGUUUAACAUCUGUUAGGUGUAUGGAUGACUUUAUCUUGUUCCAAGACUUUGUGGUCAAUGGCAGUCUGCCAG
Molecule: messenger RNA, 1108 nt
Organism: Fulmarus glacialis (Northern fulmar)
Lineage: Eukaryota; Metazoa; Chordata; Aves; Procellariiformes; Procellariidae
Gene: HMGCLL1
Product: 3-hydroxymethyl-3-methylglutaryl-CoA lyase-like 1
Exons: 6
Coding region: 1-498 (165 amino acids)
Biological process (GO): L-leucine catabolic process; ketone body biosynthetic process
Cellular component (GO): endoplasmic reticulum; cytosol
Molecular function (GO): hydroxymethylglutaryl-CoA lyase activity
Source: RefSeq, a predicted model, not a curated record